Molecule: messenger RNA, 1438 nt
Organism: Suncus etruscus (white-toothed pygmy shrew)
Lineage: Eukaryota; Metazoa; Chordata; Mammalia; Eulipotyphla; Soricidae
Gene: F7
Product: coagulation factor VII
Exons: 8
Coding region: 21-1361 (446 amino acids)
Biological process (GO): blood coagulation; proteolysis
Cellular component (GO): extracellular region
Molecular function (GO): calcium ion binding; serine-type endopeptidase activity
Source: RefSeq, a predicted model, not a curated record
GGUGACACAGGGACCUCACCAUGGUCUCCCUACCGUUCCUCUGCGUGCUGCUCAGCCUGCGGGGCUCCCUGGCUGAAGUCUUCUUGGGCCCUGAGCAGGCGCAGCAUGUCCUACGCAGGCAGCGGCGUGCCAACUCCUUCCUGGAGGAGGCGCUGUUUAGCCCUUCGCUGGAGCGCGAGUGCAAGGAGGAGGCCUGCUCUUUCGAAGAGGCCCGUGAGAUCUUCGGGAGUACCGACCGCACGAGGCAGUUCUGGAAGACAUACAUUGAUGGGGACCAGUGCGCCUCAAACCCAUGCCAGAAUGGAGGCACCUGCGACGAGCAGUUCCAGUCUUAUAUCUGCCUCUGCCCGGACAACUUCGAGGGCCGGAAUUGCGAGAAGAAUAUGAAGGACCAGCUGAUAUGCGCGAACGACAAUGGCGGCUGCCAGCAGUACUGCGCUGACCACGUGAAUUUACAGCGCUCCUGUUCAUGCCACAUGGGUUACAUGCUGCAGCCUGACGGGGUGUCCUGUAAACCCAUAGUCCAAUAUCCGUGUGGAAAAAUACCGGUGGUGGAGAAAAGGCAAAAGUCCCCUGAAGGCAGAAUCGUGGGGGGCACAGAGUGCCCCAGAGGAGAAUGUCCCUGGCAGGCUAUGCUGAAGGUGCAAGGGAGGCUGCUGUGUGGAGGAACCCUGCUGAGUGCCUACUGGGUAGUCACCGCCGCCCACUGCUUUGACCAAAUUGGGCACGGGAAGAACUUUUCAGUGGUGGUGGGCAAGCACGACAUGAAUAAGAAGGAAGAGGAGGAGCAGGAGCAGCUAGUAACCCGGGUCAUCAUCCCUGACAAGUAUGUGCAGGGCAUCCCGGACCACGACGUGGCGCUGGUGUUGCUGGCUGAGCCCGUGGUGCUGUCGGAUAUGGUGGUGCCACUGUGCCUGCCCAACCGUGACUUCGCCGAGCAGACCCUGUUCCUCAAGCGCUACUCAACCGUGAGUGGCUGGGGCCAGCUGCUGCACGGCGGAGCCACGGCGCGGGUGCUCAUGAGCAUCCAGGUGCCACGCUUCACGACCCAGGACUGUGAGAGGCUGUCCCGGCGCCAGCCAGGCGGCCCCAAGAUCACCGAAAACAUGUUCUGUGCCGGCUACCUGGACAACAGCAAGGACGCCUGCAAGGGGGACAGCGGUGGCCCCCAUGCCACCUACUUCCAGGGCACUUGGUACCUGACAGGUAUUGUUAGCUGGGGCCACGGCUGUGCCGCCUACGGCCAAGUUGGGAUCUACACCCGGGUGUCCCGCUACACCGAGUGGCUCAACCACAUUAUGUACUCUGACUUUCACGUGCACCAGGGCCCCAAGUUCCAGAAAAAGGAGCUGUUGCUCUAGUGCCCGCCCAGCCCCUGCCCUGUCCAAUAAAGCAGAAGCUGCCAGCAGUCCUGGUGUCCAGCCUGGAGGAAGCACGG